UGGUAACAUGACGUAAAUUUUGUUAUGAUGUAUCACUUUAACCUUAUUUAAAUUUUAUAGAUACAAUAUAUACAAAAAUAAUAAUUCCAACAUUAAAAACGUUUAUUUUUGUCCCAUAGAAAUACUAAUUGAAACGUUUAUGGAUACAAAAUGGAAAUCCGAAUUAGAAGACCACUCCAGAACAAUAAUUCAUAUAGAUAUAGACUGUUUUUAUGCCCAAGUUGAAGCGAUAAAAAAUCCUAAGUUACAAUUUGUUCCAUUAGGUAUUAGACAGAAAGAUUAUAUAGUUACUUCUAAUUACAUAGCAAGAAGCUACGGGGUCAAUAAAUUCGGACCUGUAAGUGAGGCUUUAUUGAAAUGCCCCAAUUUGGUAUUAGUAAAUGGUGAAGAUCUGCAUGACUAUCGACAAAAAUCAUAUGAAGUUACCUCUUUAAUACAGAAAUAUUCUAAUUUAGUGGAACGUUUAGGCUUGGACGAAAAUUUUGUUGAUAUUACAGAUUUAGUUACAGAGAGAUUUGAACAAAAUUUAAUAACUAAUGUAGUUGGACACACUUUUGGUGAAACAGCUGACUUAUGUGACUGUGGUUGCAGUUUAAGAUUGAAAAUAGGUACGGUGAUAGCUCAAGAAAUACGCGACGAAAUUAAAACAGUAUUAAAAUUAACAACUAGUGCUGGUAUCGCUCACAACAAACUUCUCUCUAAAAUAGCUGGGAAUGUCCAUAAACCAGAUCAACAGACAGUUGUGUUCCCAAACAAUGCGGUGGAACUUAUGCUGAGCCUUCCUUCCAUUUCAAAGAUUCCUGGUAUAGGAAAUACUCUAUCUGAACAACUUGGUACUAUUGACAUAAAUAGUGUAAAAGAUCUACAGAAUACAAGUUUUUCAGUAUUAAGUAAUCUUUUGGGAAAUGAAAAAGCUAAAUAUGUUAAAAAUUUAAGUUUUGGUAUUGACGAAAGUGUUCUCAAAUGUUCUGGAAAACCACAAAGUAUUGGUAUAGAAGAUAGUUGUAAAGUUAUAGGUGUGGAAAAUGAAGUAAAAGAAAAAUUAGAACAACUCCUAAGUAGGUUAGUGAUUUUAUUAGCUGAAGAUGGAAGAUUGCCCAAAACAAUCAAAUUGACAAUAAGGAGGUUUCACAAGGAAAAGAAAAAUAGGAGUACCCGUGAAACAAGACAGUGCAACAUUAACCCAUCAUUGUUCAAUUUCGAAAAUAAAACUCAACUCUCUGAAGGAAGUAUGAAAAAAAUCAUGACAAUUAUAAUGCAUUUAUUUCACAAGAUAGUUGAUGCUAAAAAAACUUAUCACUUAACUUUGUUGGGUCUGGCAUUUACGAAAUUUCUAGAAAAACCAAGUGUUACAAAUGUUCUAACAAAUUUUAUUAAAAAAGAUAUUGAAGUUCAAUCAGUAACAGAUAUAAAAAAUAACAUUGCUACCAUCAAAUCCACAGACCUUGUACCUACCACUUUAGAUGUUUUUCAAGACAGUGACUCCGAACCUCCUGUUAAAAAAUAUAAAGUUACAAAUCGUCAUUUAGAUUCACCGACAGAUUUACCAGUUGCCAAUUUGAAUUUAAGUUCUGAACCUGUUUCCUCAAAUAAUAUGAACCAAGUAUUUGAUGAUUCGAUUAGUGGUACUUCAGAAAGAAAUAUUGAACAAGUUGAAUGUCCACCUAAUAUAGAUAAAUCUGUCUUCCAGGAAUUACCAACAGACGUGCAACGUGAACUGUGGGAAGAGUAUAAACAGGAUAGACAAACUGAUAGAAGAUUUGAGAAAAACAAAAGGUUGAAGAGUAAUAAUAUUUUAAAUUAUUUUUCCAAGAAAUAAUGUGGAAUCGGGACAAUGUUCAACUUAUCUAAAAUUAGUUAUGCAGUCGGCGUUGUGUAUUUUUUUUCAAUUAUUUUCUCUAGUUUUAGAUACAUAUAUAUGAAAAUGUUGUUUUAAUUAUUAUUAUACAAAUAUUUUUUAAUAUAUUAAUUUUUUAAUAAAGGAUAUUGUUUGAAGGAAGUCUAAGAUGCUAA
Molecule: messenger RNA, 2013 nt
Organism: Diorhabda carinulata
Lineage: Eukaryota; Metazoa; Arthropoda; Insecta; Coleoptera; Chrysomelidae
Gene: PolI
Product: DNA polymerase iota
Exons: 2
Coding region: 140-1819 (559 amino acids)
Biological process (GO): translesion synthesis
Molecular function (GO): DNA-directed DNA polymerase activity; damaged DNA binding
Source: RefSeq, a predicted model, not a curated record